Molecule: messenger RNA, 1848 nt
Organism: Corticium candelabrum
Lineage: Eukaryota; Metazoa; Porifera; Homoscleromorpha; Homosclerophorida; Plakinidae
Exons: 9
Coding region: 1-1620 (539 amino acids)
Source: RefSeq, a predicted model, not a curated record
AUGGCGGAGAAAGUCUCCCAGUACAGCUCCGUCACAACUCGCCAGCAGAAGCUCCUCUACGUGUUUACGUACAAUCUAGUCAAAGCGUCAGAUCAUUUACAAUCAACUCGACUGCUUCGCUUCUUGCAGUCUGAAGGAGUUCUGAAUGCAAAUCAAGCGAAGGAAGUGAAAGCUCAAGGAUCUCCGACAUCUAGGAGUAUUGUGUUGCUGGAGAGUGUUGGUGCAAAUUGCGAGAGGGAUGGUGGAGUGUUUGACAAGUUUAUUGAGAUUGUAGAUGACAAACAGCCAAGCGUUUUGAAGGAUCACAUGCCUGAUGUGAAGAACAUUAGUGAUGAAGAUUUGGAUAUACUGUAUGGUCGAGUGAAAGCACUUGGCAACCCGUUUCAACCGGAGAGGUCUCUAGGUGAGUUUGGAUCGUACAACCCAUAUGUGACAUCAAGACAAGUUCCAGAAUCUCUAAAAACACCAGACCAGCCUGUGAGAGUUGAGCCACAGUAUGAAGCAAGGGUGCCAGUAGCUGGCUUGAAAGUUCUUUGGAUUACUGAAAUGAAUUCACAGCACGUGGCUGUGUUGAAUGUGUUAAAGAAGAGUUGUGUGACCUUUAACUGUGAUGAUGGAUUGAAGUUGGCGACUGGAUUUUCGUAUAGGGCUUGUCGAGGAGAAGACGGUGGUCUCAUCCAUUUCUACAUCGUUCCUGGGUCUGAGUCAGAACAAGACAUCAUUAGCGCAAGUGAACGUUAUCAUUCUGCAAUGAACUAUCGUCCAUGGACAAAUGAUCUUGACAUCAUCUUACUGACUGGCCACUGCUGGAUUAGCGAAAAGCAAAGCAAGGGUAGUCCAAAAUUGGGAGACAUCUGUGUGGUCAAAAUGGCUCACAGAAUGGAGAAAGGUAAACAAGACACGAGGAAGCCAUCAGCAGGACCAUUUACUCUCGUUGAUCAUGUCUGCAAGAAUAUGCAAAGCACAAAACCAGGGCGAUGGCAAACGUCUGAUGCUGUUAGGAAGAGACCCGAAGUUUCUUAUUACUGGCAAGCGUCAUGGUUAACGAGACUGCAUUAUGAAAUAUGCAGACAAGGAGAUGGAAAGAAACCAAGUCAAUGGCUGAUUAAAACAGGAUAUGACGAGCGCCAUCCAAUUAGUGAUAGGAAUGAAGACAAUGAAGAGAAGCUUGCAAAAAUUCUACCGAACUGGGAUGAUGAUGACAUGACCGUCCUGAAGUAUUGCAGAGAAAGCAAGCUGUGGGAGCCGGAUGCAAAGAAACCAGGAGAGGCGUUUCUGGAACAGGUGAAAACAGAAGUUCGGAUGUCAAAAAAGUUUCCUGUUGAAGAUGUGGAGGUGACGCCAAGGGUCCAUGUUGCACCUGUACUCUCUGGAUUUGAAACCUCAGUCAAGGCAGAGGAGAUGAAGGAGUCUGGCAGUGUUGCAGACUGGACCUCGGUGCACUUCUACAAGCAUGCCAACACUCUUCUCACCGACAAAACAGUCGUGUCUAUCAAAGCUGUUGUUGGCUACACGGGUUUGCCAGGAGAACCACAACUUGAAUCCUACGGUGAUGAGCUCGUCGCCAUUUUUACACUCGAUUUGAUCAAGGGCUUGCACCAGAACCCACGAUUCAAAUAAUAAUUGUAACUUUCAAGUACAAACCAAAAUAUUUGUAUUAAAUUGUUUGAUUACUUGCUGCAGUGCCCAUCAAUCGAUGAGAGUCGUGUGUGUCGCUCACUGCUCAUCCAGCAGCAUUUGCUUGCUACUUUGUAUAUCGACUGGUCCAGUCGUGCCUCCAAAUUCAAACGGCAAAGUGUUUGGUUCAAACUCGUGAUGAAGACUUCUAAAGUCGGUUCCAUACAUGAU